Molecule: messenger RNA, 1758 nt
Organism: Puccinia triticina
Lineage: Eukaryota; Fungi; Basidiomycota; Pucciniomycetes; Pucciniales; Pucciniaceae
Exons: 1
Coding region: 1-1758 (585 amino acids)
Source: RefSeq, a predicted model, not a curated record
AUGGAGCUAUACCUUAGGCAACUUCCCAUGCUUGAUCGCAGCAAGUCAGACUUGCUCACCUUCCCCCUUCCGCCGACCAAGGACGCACAGAACUCGUCGGGUCGGAGUGAUGUCGAAAGUCGAAAGACCAGAAUACCUAGGCGGUCAGCGGCGACACCCAAGAAGCUCAAGUCGAUGGACAACAACCUAGCUGCUGCCCUUCGUGAACCCGUACAUCGAGGCCCAACCGACGAAAAUGUGUUUCCCCUCGCGUCCACGAACUCGUCGUCCGGGUCACAGGGCAAGGGAUUGCUCAGGCUGCCAGGGCUUCAGCAUGAUCCAGCGGGUGAUGCGCAACCCAAACGUUGCACGAUCCACUCUGAUGCUCCGAUUGAUCUAGACUCGCAGACCCAGCCCAUCAAAGUCGCCAAGUCUAAGUGUGCAAGAUACCCGAUAACUUACAAGCUGAAAACAACCAGCCAGCAAAGACAGAUUCUCGCAGCCCAGGCCAAUGGCGCGGCCCCUGUAUUGCGGGUCCAAAGCUUCUACGACGAGUCGCAUUGUAGUGGGGAACCGGCACGGCCGGCCAACAAUUCCUCGCCAGACCUCCGCGGCCUCACUACUCCAUCGCCAACGGGCCAAUCCUAUCUAUCGCCUCUCAAGCAGGGACUGUCUUCCCACUGGUCCAUCUCCACCCGCCAAAGUCAAACCGACGAGACCGUGCACAGCCUGAUCCCCCCACCAAGAUCUGCCUCGAUACGUUACACUGCACAAAGAGCACGCUCACCGGCUCGGUCGAGCCUUAAGCCGGAAGACACUGGCGGCGCCAGAGUCGCAGAAGAUUGCGACAAUUCUGAACCCGCUAGUGGCGCAGCUGUCGCAGAAAAUCACGAGGACGCGGAACUCGAACUAAUACAAACCGUGCAGUUGAACCUGGACGCUCGAUCCGAUCACACCACGAUUUCGCAAAAAUCGAGCAUCAUCCAUCGGCCGCGUCCGCUGGGCCGUGGCCGAGGCCAGAGCUUCUCAACCCCUUAUGCCGAGUUUGAUAAGCUGAUGACGCUCAAAGCCAGCGGCCUCGGAAGUUCGAUUACGCCUGGUCGAAACAACAGCGUGGGCACACCCUCGGUUGCCACUUCGCAGCAAUCAUCGAGCUUCAGGAGCCUCGCGUCCAGUUCAUCGACCCUGAGUGACGAUGAUCUGCGGCAAAAUAUCCGCUCUUCCCGCUCGUUUGUCAGUGACGGCGCCAGCGAUCGUCUUUGCGACCUGGCCCCCAAAAGCUCUUUCCCCCGGCUGGCUCAGGCUCAGAGGUUUAGCAUAGCGUCCCGUCGGAGCUUCUUUUCGUCUCUCGCCAGGCUCGAUUCGGCCGACAACGCCUUGAACCUCGAUCUCCAUCUCCCGGCCGAUCCUCGCAACGACAAACUGGGUCGUGAAAGUGAAGCCCAGAGGAACAAUAACAACAAUAAACAUCCACGAGGCCACCGGCUGAAGAAAAAGACGAGCAGCUUCAAAUCCCACAAAUCCAAUAGCACCCUUCGCCAAGAAAACCGUAACAAUAAGGCCCCCUUGCCCACCAUCCCCGACUCUUUCCUCCAACUAUCUCCAAAACUACCUGACCCUGCCCCUCGCGGAGCCUUCCUCCCCACAUCUUGCUACCACCGACUGCGACAGAUCGCCAGCUUGCGGAGCGACCGGGACAGAUUCAACGACCAUCGUCAACCGCAAACAAAAACUCGCAGGAAGCUGUUCCCAUGUCUUGACCCCCGCAACUUCUUCUGA